Messenger RNA from Syngnathus typhle (broad-nosed pipefish), 2911 nucleotides. It is a transcript of the gene slc43a2b, whose product is annotated as solute carrier family 43 member 2b. Gene Ontology annotation, molecular function: neutral L-amino acid transmembrane transporter activity; L-amino acid transmembrane transporter activity. Lineage: Eukaryota; Metazoa; Chordata; Actinopteri; Syngnathiformes; Syngnathidae. The coding region runs from base 206 to 2002 and encodes 598 amino acids. Gene Ontology annotation, biological process: neutral amino acid transport; transmembrane transport. The transcript has 15 exons. The record is from RefSeq and is a predicted model, not a curated record.
AUAAAGACACCCUUUGUAAAUUCGUCCUUUUUCACACGAGUGGUGGUGCAUACAGCCUGCUGGAGGGAUAAAGUGAUCACUGAUCCUUCAUCAGGAGCACCGGUCAACGAGGCGACAACAAAGUGUCUCCCUCUCUUUUCCCCUCCUCGGGACCCUCAGUCUCACUCACUUGUCCAGCUCUUUGCCACUCUCCAUUCCCUUAACCAUGGCUCCGACGCUGGUCACAGCAUUCGCCCGGCGCUGGUGGAUGGCGGUGACUGCUAUCAUUGAGAAUCUCCUCUUUUCUGCUGUGCUCCUGGGAUGGGGAUCGCUUCUCAUUAUGCUCAAGUCAGAGGGCUUCUACUCGUACCUUUGCAGCGAUGAAGGUAACAGCUCCAGCUACAACAUGUCACUGGAGACGACGCAAGGGCCGGACGAGUACGCAGACUAUUACGAUGGCUUCGAGGGGCCCGUGGUGGACCUGGGGGACGGGGUGGAGAUGAAGCCCCUGGUCCCGAUGGACGGGCAGCUGAGGAUGAAUGGCUGGUUAAUCUGUAAAGAACAAGAUGAGAUGUUGAAUCUGGCCUUCACUGUGGGCUCCUUCCUUCUCUCUGCUAUCACGCUCCCGCUGGGAAUCGUCAUGGACAAAUACGGACCUCGUAAACUGCGAUUGUUGGGCAGCACAUGCUUCGGCCUGUCUUGUCUUCUCAUUGCGUACGGAGCCUACCGACCAAACGAACUCUCAGUCCUUAUCUUCAUCGCCUUGACUUUCAAUGGCUUUGGUGGCAUGUGCAUGACCUUCACUUCCCUCACGUUGCCAAACAUGUUCGGGGACCUUCGUUCCACCUUUAUCGCCCUGAUGAUUGGCUCCUAUGCCUCCUCUGCGGUCACCUUCCCUGGUGUCAAGGUGAUCUAUGACUUGGACAUAUCGUUCAUUACAAUUCUGGUGGUGUGGGCUGCCUGUGCUGGACUGGUGUUCCUCAACUGCUACUUCAACUGGCCCCUGGAACCCUUCCCAGGACCAGAAGAUAUGGAUUACACUGUCAAGAUCAAGUUCAGCUGGCUGGGAUUUGACCACAAGAUCACAGGCAAACAGUUUUACCGCCAAGUGACCACGGUGGGUCGUCGUCUCAGCGUAGGCAACAGCCUGGUGCAGAAAGAGCUCCCCACCAAGGAGGGCAAGCUCUGCCUCUCCACCAUGGACCUAGAGUUGGACGCAAAACCUCAAGAAGAGUCCCAGUCAUUUCUGAAAACGAUCACCACGCCCAUUUUCCUGCUCAGUUUGGUGACCAUGUCGGUGACUCAGCUGCGUCUUUUGUUCUACAUGGGGGCCAUGAAUAGCGUCCUUGAGGUGCUCAGCGAUGGUGACCUGAAUACAGUGGAAAGAAUGGAACUUGUGAGUUUGUACUCGUCCAUCUUUGGCAUGCUUCAGCUCCUUUGCCUCAUGACCACUCCUGUGAUCGGCCAAAUUAUGGACUGGAAGUUGAAAGACUGUGAUGACGGCGAUGAAUCCAAAGAUCCAUCCAGCAAGGAUGAACCAAAGAAAAAACGAAGAGAUAGAAAAACCCAGAAGGUGACCAACGCCCUGAGGGCAUUUGUGCUCACAAAUGUCCUUUUGGUGGGCUUCGGGAUCACUAGCCUGAUACCCAACCUCCCCCUCCAGAUCGUGUCAUUCGUCUUGCACACCGUGGUGAGAGGAUUCAUUCACUCGGCUGUCGGCGGCCUUUACGCUGCUGUGUACCCCUCAUCGCAGUUUGGCAGUCUUACGGGCAUGCAGUCGCUUGUCAGUGCUGUCUUUGCUUUGCUGCAGCAGCCCCUCUUUUUGGCAAUGAUGGGACCCCUGGAGGGAGACCCAUUCUGGGUCAACAUUGGCCUUCUGGCCCUCAGCAUGCUGGGCUUCCUGCUGCCUCUCUACUUGGUUUGCUACAGACAUAUGCUCCACAAAGAAAGGCAUGAGAAGGAGAACAACGCCAAGAUCUAUAUUAAAAUCAAUGGCUCUGACAUCCCAGAAGCCUUUGUUUAAGUACUGAGAGCGGUGACAGCAGGAUGGAAGAAUUAGGAGCUACUGGAGCCCACAGACACCAACGUGCAAACUGACCAAUCACGCAAUCACCCUCAUGUUUAAAGUCUGCUGUGAAAAAGGAUAAACGAAGCGGAAGAGGAAAGACUGUGAAAGGAAAGAGGCAUAGGCACUCUGCGUUCCCCCAAUCCUCAACUUCAUUUUGUCACAGUAUUGCACAUUAUAACGCCUUCUUUUGUCCCAUGAAACUGCUUAAAAAAUUGAAUGAUCAAAUUUCCUUUAACGACGUUAGUGAGCGGUGAUGGGCGGGGAGGAUAAGGCCCACUGAGAAAGUUGCAAUGUUACAGGAAAAAUAGAUUUUGUCAUUACUUGUAAUCUAAUGAAAAUAAAGUCGGAAUAUUACGAGAGCUUCACAUUCAGAAAUUGUUUUUAGCAAAUAUUGAAUGAUAUUAACUACGUUUUCACAUUUAGUUGUAAAAAUGAAAACAUUAUUAGGAUUCUGAAUUUUUUCUCAGAAUAUUUUGACUUUAUUCUCAUGCUAACCAUUGUUUCAACCUCUUGUGCCAAUUUUUGUCUUAGUUAUUUUUGAGUUUUCUGAGACUGAACUCAUUUGAAUGCCAUCUUGUGUUUCUAUGGUCAUUUUUGACUGUCGUCUACCUUAAACUCACAUUUAAGUGGCUUACGUUGUUUUCAAGUAGGAACAGUAUUGUAGAUAUAUGUCAUCAUGGUCUUUAAGGCUUUUUCUACAAUCAGGCAAACUGCAUUAUUGGUAUUGCUACAAGCAAAGUAACCAUUUGAAUAUUUAUUUUGUUUCAAACUUUCUUUAGUCUAGUGUUUUGUUUUUUACUUUAAGUCUACCAGAUGUGCUUUUGGGGUCUUAAUAAAGAUACAAUUGCUUUCCUUAUCACAAGA